AUGACGUUGUUUCAAGAAAAGCAGUUGUUGAUGGGAAUAACGAAAGAAGCUGAAGCAGGCUCUCAGCGAGGAUUCCUUGACCAAAUUGAUGUAUCGGAUUGUCCUGUUAAAUACAAACUAUAUAAGGAGCGAUGGCUCAUCCUAGCAGUUUGCUGUCUCCUUGCUCUCUCUAAUGCAAUGCAAUGGAUAAGCUAUAUAACUCUGACAAUUGAAACCAGAACCUUUUAUUGUGAAGAUGGUGUUGAUUGCGAGCCAGCUUUCACAACAAACCAAAUAUUCCAAUUAGUAGCUGUUCUAACAGGCAUUGGAGGAAUGUAUAUAACAGAUGUGUAUGGGAUACGUUUAUCUAUUAUGUUCGGUGUGACUUUCAAUUCAAUCGGAUCGUUGAUUCGUUUGAUCUCAGCCAGUCCCCAGAUUGUCAACAGUUAUAUUAGAUUGUCUCUUCUCCAUUUUGGAUCAACUAUUGUGGCUGCAGCUCAAGCCUUCUUCCUGGUGCUUCCAUCGAAAAUAGCUGAAUGUUGGUUUCCGGAAGACCAGCGUGCUAUUUCGAAUGUUUUAACAUUCAUCGCUAAUCCUGCUGGGGUUGCUCUUGGGACCUUAACACCUCAGCUCUUCUUCCAAUCUCAGAAUAAGACGGAUGUUUCAUUCUCACGCCAAUCUUCUCAGCUGUUCCAUUAUGAUCUCAUUAUGGCCUCUCUCACAACGACAACAUUUGUUUUUUCCUUUUUCAUUAAGAGAAGUCUUCCACCUACACCACCCAGUCCAGCGAAUCAAGAUCACGCGACUGGAGCUCCAUCCUUCUGGCCAGCUAUUCUUAUAUGUUUGAAAAACAAACAGUUUGUCGUUCAACUCUUCACUUUUGCCUUAGGAUUCGCUCAGCUAUGGGGAGUUAUGGUUGUUUUUCCAGACAUUCUAGAUUCUAUUGGCUAUUCCAUUUCUGGAUAUGCAACUGCUAUUUGCGCUUUGGUUGGGGUGAUCUCCUCUAUUCUGGCAGGAGCUGUAGCUGAUAAAACAAAAAAAUUCAAAGAAAUUGUCCAAUUCUGUAGCGUUGGGUUCUUCUUGAGUGCCGUCUUGACACGCGGAUAUUUGGAGAAGAAACGACAGGGGAUCUGGGAUGAUGUGACAAUAUUAUUUUUGAGUUCGCUGCUCGGAGCCUUCUCUAUCCCCCAGUUCCCGAUCGGAAUUGAGAUGGGUGUGGAAACGACGUUUCCAGUGUUUGAAGCAACAUCGUCAGGCCUCCUAGUUCUCUCAGGUCAACUCUGGAUGUUUUUCCUGUACGCACUUUUUAUGUUUGUUGGAGGUCUUCCAUACUUCUACGAAACGUCAACGAACAUUGAAUCCAUCGGAAACUGGCAGUUGAUUUUGGAUAUUUGGUGCGUUCUUUGCUUCACGACAGCCAUCAUAACGCUUUUCUGUUUACAACCAACUUAUAAACGAUUGAUUUAUGAGAAAAAUCAGACGAACUAUCAGAAUUCCCUGCAUUGCAGUCGUCACAGGACCUCCAGCAUCGAGCACAAGGAUUUAGAAAACUAA
Messenger RNA from Auanema sp. JU1783, 1533 nucleotides. The record is from the annotation of a GenBank genome assembly. Lineage: Eukaryota; Metazoa; Nematoda; Chromadorea; Rhabditida; Rhabditidae.